CGCAAAAUACCAGCACCACAGAUAGAUAGCACCACUACUCACGCUCAGCCGAGAAAUGCAGUUAUAGAUUUCCAAGAGCGUUGGAUGGAAAUACACAAGAGUGGGAUAGGCUACCUACAGUCGGACUAGCACGAGUUUGACACAACACCUGAACUACUGCGUGCUUCAAAAACACAGCUGAUUUUUGAGUUUAUCGAAACCUUUGUAUGCAACGUUGUCCACCAAUUAUCUUCAAAAUGAACUUUGCGAAGUUUAUUUUAUGCUGGAAUGCAGUUUACCUACACGUUUACGCACAGGUUCAUCCAGAGGUCGGCAUCACAGCACUGGAGCAGAUGUACCUACUGUAUGAUGUCAAAGUUGAGUGUCAUCAGAACAUCUCUACACACAACCCUGCAGAUGAUCUUUGUCCCCCUGGCUGGGAUGGUCUUAUCUGUUGGCCCCAGGGAUCCACCGGAGCGUUAACCAAGGUCCCCUGCCCCAGCUACAUCUACGACUUCAACCAUCAAGGUCAUGCAUACAGGAAGUGUGACAUCAACGGUUCCUGGGUUUCUGUGGAGGGGUUGAACCGAACGUGGUCCAAUUAUUCAGACUGCUUGAGAUUCCUUUUACCUGGUCAAGAGGAGGAAAAGCAGGACUUCUUUGACCGGCUGUACGUCAUGUACACCAUUGGAUAUGCACUGUCCUUCAUCUCUCUUCUAGGGGCCAUUGUCAUCAUAGGCUACUUCAGACGCCUCCACUGCACUAGGAACUACAUCCACAUGCACAUGUUUGUGUCCUUCAUGCUGCGUGCCGUCAGCAUCUUUGUCAAAGACAAGGUGGUCCACACCAACGGAGGUCUGCAGGAAUUUGACACAGCGCUCAUGGACAACUACAAGACCAUCUCUGCUAAGCCUCUUGACAAAUCCCAGUUUGUUGGAUGCAAGAUCACUGUGUUGCUCUUCAUUUACUUCCUGGCAACCAAUUACUACUGGAUCCUAGUAGAAGGGCUGUACCUCCACAGCCUCAUUUUCAUGGCCUUCUACUCGGACACCAAAUACCUGUGGUGCUUUACCCUGAUUGGAUGGGGUGUCCCUGCUCUCUUCGUCGCCGCCUGGGCUGUUGUCCGGGCAACGCUGGCAGACGCACGAUGCUGGGAGUUAAGUGCGGGUAACAUUAAAUGGAUCUAUCAAGUUCCCAUCCUUACAGCCAUUGGUCUCAACUUUAUUUUGUUUGUGAAUAUUGUGCGAGUGCUGGCCACAAAAAUCAGAGAGACGAAUGCUGGGAGAUAUGACACUCGGAAGCAAUGCAGGAAACUGGCUAAGUCCACUCUAGUGCUGGUGCUAGUGUUCGGGGUCCACUACAUAGUGUUUGUGGGCAUGCCACACUCGAUCAAAGGGAUCGGAUGGGAGGUCCGAAUGUACUGUGAGCUCUUUUUCAACUCUUUCCAGGGAUUCUUUGUGUCCAUUAUCUACUGCUACUGCAAUGCAGAGGUCCAGGCAGAGAUCAAGAAGACCUGGACCCGCUGGAACCUGGUGUUCGACGGGAAGGGACCGGCGGCAUGUGCCAACUACCGGUACGGUCUCAACCAGACCUCUACCAGUCAGCCCGUGAUCUCGGGCACCGCCUCUCUCUUCUCCAGCCACGUGUACCGCAGCAGCCAAGCCAGGCACAGCGUCAGCACCCACACCACCUUGCCCGGCUACGUGUUCAGCAACUCUGAGGUGGAUAGCCUGCCCCCAUCCAUCCCAGAGGAGCCAGACGAGAGAGCAAAGCAGGUGGACGACAUCUCCCUCCGAGAGUCCUUACCUGUGGUGAAUAACACCAGCAUAGGAGAGGACUUGGAGGAGACACUGUAGAGAGAGAGAGAGAGAGAGAGUAGGGGGAAAGUGGGAAUGUACAGCUGACAACAAUUGUGUUUUAUUUUUUUUGAACGACAGGACAGCGGGAAGGUAUAGCAGGAGAUACACAAGAAUGAGGGCCACAAACAGAAAGUGGCUGAGACCGAACUCAAGACCCGAAUCCGCAUCGCCAUGGCAAUAUGUGGUUCAGAUUUGGCAGCCUUACGACUCCGGCAGAUAUCUUUGAUGUUUUGCGGCUACUAUAUAUCACCAUAUCCUUGUCUUACUCCAGAUAGCCCUUAAGAUUUGCUGUUUUUGCCUCCCGGGUGGCGCAGUGGUUAAGGGCGCUGUACUGCAGCGCCAGCUGUGCCAUCAGAGACUCUGGGUUCGCGCCCAGGCUCUGUCGUAACCGGCCGCGACCGGGAG
Messenger RNA from Oncorhynchus gorbuscha (pink salmon), 2243 nucleotides. RefSeq names its product parathyroid hormone 2 receptor-like. Gene Ontology annotation, biological process: adenylate cyclase-modulating G protein-coupled receptor signaling pathway; cell surface receptor signaling pathway. The transcript has 14 exons. Gene Ontology annotation, cellular component: plasma membrane. The record is from RefSeq and is a predicted model, not a curated record. Gene Ontology annotation, molecular function: peptide hormone binding; parathyroid hormone receptor activity; G protein-coupled peptide receptor activity. Lineage: Eukaryota; Metazoa; Chordata; Actinopteri; Salmoniformes; Salmonidae. Bases 207 to 1835 code for a protein of 542 amino acids.